GGGGGACGUUUAUCCGACCGGCACGAGCUUUGAUUUGAUGCGAAGCGACGCGACAUCUCAGUCAGAGGUGGGACAGUGGAGAUGAUGCACGAGCGGAGCGACGCCCUCUCUCAUUGAUGGAUGUCCUAAAGGAGACCGGUCUCCUUGUACCGGCUUUGAAUUCAAUGCAGACCGGUGCGUUGGACCAGACCGAUAAGGCAAAAAAUCUGAUAUCUGGAUCAUGUGAGCUGAGAGGUAAUCUAAAGCUGUAUGGCGCUGCAGAUAACACCUUCCCCCUAUCCUCCUCGGUUGCUGUAUUGAGUGCCCAAAGAGGUGGUUCAGAUGGCCACAGAGUAGCACUGGCAUUAAGAGAGUACUGUCUCCCAAGCCUACCCUCACCACAGACUCUAACUGAGACUCCUGAGCAGCCCACUGAUGAAUCCAGCAGCUGUGCCAUAUCCCUCACAGCUUGUGUUACCAAGGAUGUAAAUCCCUGGUCCCUGUCAGAGGACAGUAAUAAACCACCCCUCAACAUGAUGGAGCCAAUGGGCAUGUCUGAGAUGGCAGAGGACUGCCUAAUCCAGCAAAGCCGCACUUGCCUGGGCUGCAUCAUUGAGACCAAGGAUGCACUGGCUAAUGAGCCCAUUAUCAACUUAAAAAUGACUGACAUGAAUCGUGAGUAUGAUACUUGCUCCAUCUCAAACAUGCAGUGUAUGGGCCUCAGUGAAACAGGCAAUUGCUCAGAGCAAAUUCUGGCUGAUCAGCUUUUGAGCUUUCCCAUGCCUAAAUCUCAGAUGGGGGAGAAAAAGAAUUUAGAUAAAACAGAAAAUGACCCAGAUCAGUCAUCCAGAAACAUUUAUGAAGGCCUUCUACUGGACAAAUGCAAUGGAGAGGAUGGUCUGCUCCCCAGUUCAAACCAGGACUGGGGUUACAUCGAGUCGUUUAUUACUGAGAGCAAAAUGGAGUUGCUGGACCUAUGUUCCAAAAAUGAGCUCUCAGUAAACCUUUUCUCGGAGGAGGAUGUGGAUAACUAUAUGUUUGACGACGAUGAUGAUUCUGCCCUGAGCACUGACAUGUGCUCACUGAAAAUCCGCUACGAGUCUUUCCAGGACAACAUGAGGGAAAAGACGAAUGUCCUGCAGGAGGAAACACAGUUUAACUUUUUUCCCAGUGUCCUGGUAAACUCCACGAAAAUAGAGGGUAGUGUGGUAAAGAAGAGUGCAGACGACCUCUUAUCUAAACCUGAAGACCUUGCAUUAGAGAAUGAACAUAAAGAAAAUAGCAGUGAUAGCUCCUUAGAGAGGGCAUCUGAUUACAGUCCAAAAAUUAACUACGUUAUCGAUUCUAGCAACUCAACUGAAGACUCGGAGGACUACAGUGAUGACAGCUCUAGCACUGUGUCCUCCAUUGACAUUUUUCAUGAGAGCAAAGAGAGAACCUUGUUUUCACGAAAGAAUGUUUGCUCUUCCAACCCCCUGAACUAUGGACUAAGAGCGAAAAGAAAAGUCAGGUACAGUGACGACUACCUUUAUGACGUUGACUCCAUCGAAAGUGAAAAAAACAAUGAAAAGCGUGAACAAGCACCUUCCGGUCCAAGACAGGACGAGGAUGAUGACUGGUGCCCUAAAAAGAGAAGAAAAUCUUCCCGCAAAGAGCCGCCCGUGAUAAUCAAAUAUAUUAUCAUCAACAGGUUCAAAGGAGAAAAACACAUGUGCGUAAAGCUCGGCAAAACUGAUCCAACAGUCACGACUGUAAGUUUAAACGAGAACGCAGUUAGUGAAUAUGAAAAACUGGCUCCUCUGAAGGAUUUCUGGCAGAAGAAACAGAGGGAGCAUGAAGAACAGCUUAGACUGCAUGCAGAAGAUCGACACAAUUUUCAUCUUAAUGGCCGGAAUCGACCGUUUAGUUCUAGCCCUCCCAAAAGGAAAUACAAGCUAGCAAACAGACUUAGGAUUCAGAGGAUUCAAGCCGUGCUGCAAUCACCCCACAAACAGGGCUUCUCUUACUCUGACCUAAGGCAGGAAUCUGCCUCUAAAGAAGACACAGCUCCCAGAGAAAGACCGUUAACAAUAUCCAGCCCCAGUUGUUCAAGUACAUUAGGUCCGAACGACAUCAUACAAAUCGUUACCCCAAAAAGCAGAUCACAAGAGAGGGAGGAGAGGAGAAUAGGAAAUAAAAUGGUUAGAAUCCGGAAAUUCAAAAGCGAAGCAAGGCUCAGAAGCGAGAAAAUGAAGAAAUUUGAAGAGAACUGUGAAAGCAAGACAAACAAGACUGAAGCAUGUGCUGUGGCAGAAAACAAGGACACAGUAGGGGGUGGGAAUGAAACAGAGAUCAACUCAGCUGCACACAGUCCUCAGAGUCAAACAGCUGAGACCACUGAAAAAAUAGUUUUCAUGUCUGACACAUGCUCCUAUAACAAAGCUACAUCAUCUGAUGAUGUGGCCACAGGUAUGUCUGUUAUCCCUGGUGGCUAUCUGCAGACAUUGUUGGAAGCCUCAGACUCCUUGGGUGGCUCUGGCGCCACCUUUUUUCCUCAGCAGAACCCUAGGCAACAAUCUCUGGGUCUGUCUCUGGAAGAGCAGCAAUUUGCUUCUCUUCAGCUGGCCCAAAGCUGUGUACUCUCCCCACCCUCUGAAUCGGAGCUCCAACAGUCUCCUCAGAACUGCCCGAGUCUCACUCAAAUGUGGCACACCCAGCUUGACCCAAAUCAGCAGUUCACUACUGAUAUCCCUGAGACAGCAGUCUUACCCAACAACUUCCCUAGUACCAUGUCUUUGCCAAUCUCAGCGAACCUUGCAGUUCCAGGGUACAGUCAGUUGGGGCUGGACACCAAUAGAAUGCUUUAUGAAAAAAAUUACAUGCCUGAGCAGGCACUGCCACCUGAUUCAGAUUUCCAAGCAUGUCAAGUUCCCAGCAUGGAAGGCCAGCUCCAGGUUCAAAGAGGGACACUGCACAGUGACAGUGGAAGGCUCAUCAGUUUCGACUCAGUUGGCUCGUUGUCAGCUACUUCCAGCAAUUACAGCUCUCUAAGUCUCAAGUCUUGUGAGAAAGAUGGCGAGAAUAAUGUGAACGAGAAUUUUCUGGCUCACUGCAGUCCCAAACUGGUGAUUCAGCAGAGCAUUGAUGCAAUCACGCCAUUGAGGGAGUCAACAGACUUGCUAGAUAUCUCCAACUUCACUCCUGAUAAAUUCAGACAUGCAUCACUGUCAGAGCUCUCACCUCCUGAGACACCCAACUUGUCCCCGCAGGUCACAUGGCGAGAGUUGAAGAUAUUGGGAAAUCCCAAGGUUCUCCAGAAUGGGUCUGAGCUGACACUGGAGGGAGCUCAAGAGGUGAAAUGGAAUUGCAACAUGAUAGAACACCAAGAACACCUGGCUGGAUUCGCAGUAGAUAAUCACCAGUAUCAGUCGCACAGUUCUAGUAAUGACAACCAUAUAAGCCUGGAAAAGAAGUCAAUAAAAGAAACUGACUUUGAUGAGCAUGGUCCUGACAUGAUCAGUGGGAAAAAGGGCUCAAAGAGGAAAAGCGGCAACAAGCAAACUUCAGGACAAAGUGCUAAAAAAAGCAAAGCAACCAAACCAAAAGCUGCAAAGGGAGAGAAGGUCAAGACCCCACGACAAAAUUCGCGAGCAUCCAAAAAGCUGAAAGCCUUACUGGAUGAAAAGACUAAAGGUCAUCUCGAGGACUCAAAGUGUAUGACACACCAGCUGACCGAUAGCAGCUCUGAGGACUGGCCAGGAAUAGGCUGGUCAGAGACCAAGAGUUACACAGAUGACCAGCGAGAGUUUGAAGAGCCAUCCAACAUCCUCUCUAACAUAGUAUCAGGGAUGGCCGAAGUGCAGCGUUUCAUGAUGACCUCGAUCGAGCCAAUAUGGGGUCCUGCAACAGACAUCUGUUUACCCUCAGAGGCAAACAGUCUAAAGUUAAAGACUCUCAAAAUCCUGGCAGGAACCUCAUCUGAGCCCAAGAAAAAAGGUGCCGUGUCAGCUGAAGGUACAAAAGGCAAGAAAGGAGGGGGAGGGGGAAAAUGUGGCAAAAAUCAAACUAAGUUCAAUGCCUCUCAUCCACUUUUCCCCCAGUUGACUCUGGGCUGUAACAUGUUCGAUAAGUCUAAUCUUGGAGUACCAGGCACAAAUGGACCUGCACACAAAAAAAUGUACCGUCACAAAACCAGCGCGAAAUUCCCUCGGAUUGAAAACGUUAAAGGCAAGCGGGCUGAUCCAAAUAAGGACAUAGCAUUGAUGACCUCAUUUGAAAAACUGAGGUAAUAUUUUGUAACUAGCUGCUGAUGCACGUUCCUCACUUUCCCCCACUUCCUGCUCAGCCCUUAGUCCCUGGCAUACCCGCACUGACUCAAAGCCAGAGAUGCAUGGAAUUACCCUUGACCCCACCCUCCUUAUUUUGGCCCUCUGAAGAAGAUAUAGAUAUCUUGCAUGAGAAACUACAUGUACUUACAAACUACCUAUUGAGUGAUUGUGCAAGGCUUGAUUGAGAUUUUAACCUACCAUGGCUGCAUUUUCUUCAUGCUUUUGCAAUUUUUUCCUUGUAGUUGUUUUGGUUAUUUUUGUCUGAAGAUAAAAAAAAAAAGAAAAAAAAAGAAAAACACCUUCAUAAAUGCAAUGUGUCUUCUUGGGAGCCAUUUUUUAAAAGUGAAAUUUGCUACCCUAAACAUGUGAUAUUAUACUUCUUUGUUUGAAACGUAGCUAUUUGGAUUUAAAAAAAAAAAAAUGCUGUUGUGUAAAGUAAGCUCCAUAAUUAGAUUUUGUAUGCAAAACAGGAUGACCUCGUCUUGCUCUCUCCCUCAAACUGCCUGACUUUUUCAAUCGAAAAUGCUCAUCCUGCUAGCUUGGAUAAGCGACAUCCUUUGUAGGCCCUAAAAACAUCAAUAGCACAUAUUUGGGACCAUUUUGUAUCAAAGACAUAUCAGAUUAAUGUUUUGUCCUAUUUUUUCUUACUGAUGGCUUGGAAUUAUAAUUUUAUUCUUAUGCUUUUACUAUGCUUUUACAGGAGUAUUACUGGAACUUAUCUUAGAGGGACAUUUCUAAGCCAUGGAAACUCACUUUUUCGGGUGUCCCUGUACAGAAAUGCACUAUUUAAUGACAACAUGAAUUCUAAAGAUCAAUGUGCCAAAUGUAAACUCUGUGCAAAUUUAUUAUCAAUAUAAAUACUGGCUCUUGAAUUUUACUAUUCAUAAGAAGUUUGGCCAUACCCUUUUCAAGACUGAGAGUUAACAUUCCAGAUUUUUCCUCUUUCCUUUUGGGAUCCUAUAUUGUGAAGAGCACCUGCAGCUGACAGUGGUACAUAGCCACUCACAUAACCAAAACAGCGAGACUGAACUGUUCUUUUUUUUGUUUUGUUUUUUUGUUUUUUUCCACUGACUUGCCAAAAUCAAUUUACCUCAGCAUUAUGUGGCUUUGAAAAUAAAGACAAACAAGAAAUGAUGAAAAGCACAGAAGAAGAUAUGGACGCUGUCCCUUCUGGGUAGACAAGGACACCAUACUGACAUUAAAGGGUGAGCAUGGUAAUGAUUAUUUGAUUCCUUUUACUGAAAUGAAUGGGAAUGCUCGUUUCAAGUUAUUUCAAAUGAGUGCUGAAAUUAAAAGGAAUACUUUGGGAGAAAUGCACAUAAUUCACAUACGUUUCUACAUGCCUCCAACGCAAGAAGGAUUAGUCAGUCAAUUCAGGAAAGAUAAAAAUGUACAAAAAUCUUAAAAUAUUUUGGUAGUCAGAUUCUGCUUCAGGAACUACAUGGCUAACAAACGCAUAAUGGAAGUACUGAUUUACGAAGGUCCGAAAGGCCAUCCAUUUUUUUUUUUCUUUCCUCCAAAUGAUCUCAAGAUAAAGACGACUUAUUCACAUAAUCAUGAGGUAGCGAAUUGUUUUCUAUCGAGACAAUGAACUGGUCAGGUAGACUUGGAGAUACAUUUAUAGGAGAUUUCUUACAAAUCUUUCAGUCAAAGGGUGGCACAGUAGCACAGCGGGUCGCGUUGCUGCCUCUCAGCCCCAAGGUCCUGGGUUCGAGUCUGUGCUUGGGUUACCGUCUGCAUGGAGUUUUGUGUCGGGUUUCCUCCUACUUCUCCGAAAACAUGUAGGUAGGCAGAUUAGUGAUACUAAAUUGCUCCAAGGUGUGAAUGUGCAUGCAUGGUAAACUGCAUCUUCUUGUGAUACAGUUGUGGGAGCUUUAUGCGUUAACAAUGUUAAACACAACAAACUUUUUUUUAUAGCCAGUUAUCCUACACAGCAAACGCUUGAAGGGCGGUAUAUAGAAAGCUAGACGCGAGUUGGUUGAAAAUAUAGUUUGAACAUUAUUUUAAAGUACAUGCUUAUUUUGUUAUCGGUGACAUUGUCAUAUAAAAAAUUAUUAUUUAGCCAAGGUCAAGGUGUCUGAGGACAUGGGCAUGCGUUUUUACCUUAAUUGGUCGAUUGUGGGCGGUAGUAAUUAAUGAUCGUAAACUUCUACUACUUAUUAGCGACAUUAGCAUUAUACCAAUGCAAAGCUGUGUAAGGCAUUUACGGUGUUUGAAAUUUGAAAUGUAUGUUCAGGUUCAUAAGUAGUUGGACAAUGACGCAAUUUUUGUUAUUUUGCCUCUGUACACCACCACGAUGGAUUGAGCAAUCAAGAUGUGAAGUGUAGACGUUCAGCGUUAAUUCACGGAGUUUAAUUCAAGUACAGCUAUUUUUUUUUACAUAGUCCCUUCAUUUUCACAGGAUCAAAAGUAAUUGGACAAACUAACAAUUAUAAGUAUAAUGUUGAGGUCAUGUGGUGGACUCAUUUAAGAACAUUCCAUUUCUUUGCCUUAAGAAACUCUUGGGUUGCUUUCGCUGUAUGUUUUGCGUCAUUAUACAGUACUAUCAGUUUUGCAGCAUUGGACUGAAUCUGAGCAGAAAGUAUAGCUCUAUACACGUCAGAACACAUUCAUCCUGCUACUUCUGUCAGCAGUUGCAUCAUCAAUAAACACAACUGACCCAGAUCCAUCGGCAGCCACGCAUGCCCAUGCCAUUACACUGCCUCCACCAUGUUUGACAGAUGAUGUGGUAUGCUUUGGAUCAUGAGACUUUCCUUUCUUUCUCCCAUCACUCAUCACUUUCACUCUUCUCUUCCCAUCAUUCUGGUACAAGUGAAAUCUAAAUUUCAUUUUCCCAAGAAUCUUGUUCCAGAACUGGGCAGGCUUUUCUAGAUGUUCUCUAGCAAAAUCUAAUCUGGCCUUUCUGUUCUUGAGUGCUACCGGUGGUUUGCAUUUUGAGGUAAACCCUUUGUGUUUACAUUCGUGAAAGCGUCACUUGAUUGUAGACCUUGACAGUGAUACGCCUACCUCCUCGAGAGUGUUCUAGACUUGGCUAGAUGUUGUGAAGGGGUUUUUCCUUCACCGAGGAAAGAAUUCUGCACCUUAGUUGUCUUCCGUGGUCUUCCGGGCCUUUUGGUAUUGCUGAGCUUGCCAGUGUAUUCCUUCUUUUUAAGAAUGUACCAAAUUGUUGAUUUGGCCACUCCUAAAUAUUCUGCUAUUUCUCUGAUAAGUCUGUAUUUUUUUUUCCCUUCAGCCUAAUGAUGGCCUCCUUCACUUGCAUCGACAUAUUGGACCGCACAUUGAGAGUUCCCAUAAAUGCAAAUUCACCUAAUGCAAAUUCAACACUUUGAAUCAACUCCAGACCUAUUAUUUCUUUAAUUUCUCAUGAAAUAAUGAGGAAACAGGCCACACCUGGCCAUGAAACUGCUUAUCAGUCAAUUGUCCAAUUACUUUUGAGCCUGGGAAAAUGGAGGGACUCUUUAAAAAUGGCUGUAAUUCCUAAAUUGUUAAUGCAAUAUUUUUGUUAAACCCCUUUAUUAAAGCUGGAAGUCUACAUGUCGAUCACAUACUGAUUGCUUCAUUUCUAAUCCGUUGUGGUGGUGUACAGAGGUAAAAUUACGAAAACUGUGUCGCUGUCCAAAUACUUAUGGAUCUGACUGUAUGUGAAUUAGAUUUUUCCCUAUGUUGCAUAUUACAUAUCGAACACAUUAUAUGGUGAAAUAAUAUCAAUAUCCAGCCAUUUAAAUGGUCAUCAUCAUACAUACAAUCUCCUCCGGAACUAUUGGGACGGCAAGGACAAUUCAUUUGUUUGUGCCAUACACCAAAGACAUUUGGGUUUGAGAUCAAAAGAUGGAUAUGGGACGAGCGUUUAAAAUUUCAGCUUUUAUUUCCUUGUAAUUACAUCUAGAUGUGUAAAACAACAUAAAACAUAGAACCUUUUGUAUCAGACCACACAAUGUUUAGGCAAGCAAAAGUAUAGGAACAAAUAACUAUUAAAGUAAAUAACACUUAAUAUUUGCUUGCAUAUCCGUUGCUUGCCAUCAAGCUUGUGACUCAUUGACAUCACCAAAUUGCUGGAUUCUUCUUCUGUGCUUUUCCAGGCUUUUUCCGCAACAUCUUCAGGGCAGUGGUGGCUCAACGGUUCAAGUCCCAGCACCACCAAGCUGCCAGUAUUGGGCCCUUGAACAAGACCCUUAACCCUAUGUGCUCCAGGGGCGCCGUAUCAUGGCUGACCCUGUGCUUUGACCCCAACUUCCUAACAAGCUGGGAUAUGUGAAGAAAAGAAUUUCACGGUGCUGUACUGUAUAUGUGACAAAUAAAGGCUUCUUCUUCUGCUUCUUUCAGUCGCUGUUUGUUUUGGGGGGUGUCUCCCUUCAGUCCUCUCUUCAGGAGGUGAAAUGUUGCUCAAUUGGGUGAAGGUCUGAUAAUUGUCUUGGUCAGUCUAAAACCUUCCACCUUUCCCCCCUGAUAAAGUCCUUUAUUGAGUUGGCAGUGUGUUUUGGAUCCUUGCCUUGCUGCAUGAUAAAUUUCCUCCCGAUUCAUUUGGAUUUCUCUGUAAAUUGGCAGACAAAAUGUACCUGUAAACUUCUGAAUUCAUUCUGCUGCACCCAUGAUGAGUUCCAUCAUCAGUGAAGAUGAAUGUGAGCCUGUUCCACAAGCAGCCGUGCAAGCCCAAGCCAUGACACUACCUCCACCAUGUUUCACAGAAAAGCUUGUAUGUUUUUGAUCAUGAGCAGAUCCUUUCUUUCUCCACACUUUGACCAAUCCAUCACUUUGGUAGAGGUUAAUCUUGGUUCCUUUGCGAUUUCCAAUCUGGCUUUCUGAUUCUUACUGCUGAUGUCUGGUUUGCAUCUUGCUGUAUGGCCUCUUUAUUUCUGCUUUUGAAGUCUUCUUCGAACGGUGGAUUGUGAUACCUUCACCCCUGCCCUAUGGAGGUUGUUGGUGAUGUCACUGACUGUUCUUUUUCGGUUUUUCUUCACAGCUCUCAGUGUGUUUCUGUCAUCGGCCGACCCAUUAGGUGUCUGUUUCUCAAUACACCAGUGGUUUCUUUCUUUUUCAGGACUUUCCAAGUUGUUCUUUGGCUAGUCCCAAUCUUUGUGCAACACCUCUGAUCGAUUUCCCCUCUUUUCUCAGCUUCGAUAUAGCUCGCUUUUCUCCCAUAGACAGCUCUCUGAUCUUCAUGUUGGUUCAUCCUUUUUAACAACAGACGCAGUCUUCACAGGUGCAACCGAAUUCUAAAACCAAGAGUAGAUGUUCAGAGAUAUUUAUUGUUUAAACAAUCAAUCUAACAGGACACACCUGGGUAAUAUGGAACACCGGUCAGUCAUAUGUUCCAAUACUUAUGCUCGCCUACAAAUUGGAUGGUCUGAUACAAAAUGUGCUAUAUUUUAUGUCAUUUAACACGUCUACAUAUAAAUAUCAGGAGAUAACAGCUGAUAUUCUAAACUCCUCACAUUCAUCUUUUGAUCUCAAACCCAAAUGUCUUCACUCUACAACAAAACAAAUGAAUUGGCCUUGCCAUUCCAAUACACAUACACACACACACUUGUACCUGAAAUAUUUUGCCAUUACUGAUUUUUCCCAGUGAUUACUGAAGUACAUUGCACUUACUGCCUGCAUUUUGUAUAUCUGAAUGGAAAUAUUGUGCAGUAGGUGUUGGAAUUAUUAGGUAAAUGUGCCUUUGUCUGGAAUUUCAACUGUGAAGGUUUCACUCAUAAAUGCUUACUGGAAACAGGUCACACUUGUUAACAUCUAUGAAUGUCAAGAAAUUUGCUUGCUGUAUAGGAGAUGCUGCAUUUGGGGAUUCAGUUCUUUUGUGUACUGGCUAACUAAGCCAAGAACCAGGACCUAUUUCUACAUAUGUACAGAUAUAUUCACUAAUAUUCUAGUUUGGAUAGUACGGAAUUAAUCACUGAACUUGAAUGAUCCAUUUAACACCCAACAGCCACUUUAUUAGGAACGCUUGUACUUCUGCUUAAUCAUGCAGUUACCCAGUCAGCCAAUCAUGUGGCAGCAGCACAAUGCAAAAUGUCAUACGGAUUCUUUUUUCAUACGGGUCAAGAGAUUCAGUUAAUGUUCACAAAAUCCCAGGAGAUUCUGCAGUUUCUGAAAUACUCAACCCGUCUGGCACCAAAAAAGCCAUUUUCAAACUCACUGAGAUGACUGAGAUUCGUCCCCCACUCUGUUGUUAGAUUUAAAUAUUAACUACAGCUCUUGAUCUCUAACGUCUUAGUUUUAUGCAUUGUGCUGCUGAUACGUGAUUGGAUGACCUGCACACAAUACAGGUGUUCCUAUUAAAGUGGCUGGUGAGUAUAUGUCCAUGUUGUAUUUGUUCACAUCUGAUUUAAAAGUGAACAUUCUUGAAAAUAUUUUCGAGGUUUGAAAGGACAUGGAAAAUGCAUUAAAGCCUAAAAGUACUGUAUGUUCAUUCAUUACUGCAGCACUUCAACAUAACAUUUUUUCUCAGUUUUGCUCUAUGUCCUUUUGCCUCCCUCCAUUCUGUCUAGCAUGCCAUAAUUAAGGUCCAGGACAUGCUGGUGAUGGAAAAAAAGAAAAAGAAAAAAAAAAAACACUGCACAUGGGCUGUCAUGCCCUCUUGCCUGCCUUCUUUCAUUUCUGCCUAUUUUCAAUUGAAUGUACUUCUCUGAGAUUUGUACAGUGUGCCACUGUUGAGCUGCCUCUUCUUUACUGGUGCUAAGAAAGCAAAUGUUGUCCUCCCUGAUAUGACUAUAUCUAAAUAUAUAUAGUUAUAAACCAGACAAAAACCCCUAAUCCUCUCUUUAUGAAUGUAUAAUAUAUGGUUAUGUUUGAUGUAUCCACACCAUAAUUAUUUGACGUUAAUUGGAUUACUUUUUGAUUUAAAAAAAAAAAAAGAUUAUUGAGCUUUAUAAAUAUUGUCUAGAGUUGAUAUUAGAGGGAUUCUUAACAAACUCUUGACAUAACAAAAAAUACUGUAUAUUUUUCUCCGUGCCAAUUUGUAACAUAUUUUGUAAGUGUAUAUUUUUCUUAGAAAGUGCUGUGAAGUAUUAGUAUGUGUGAGUAACCUUUUUUGUGCCUAUGCAGGCAGUGAAAAGGAUGGAUAAUAAAAAGGUUUCUGGUUUUAAAAACCAAAAUAUCAAGUAACCUAAAAAAAAAAAUUCAAUAAUAAAAAAAAUGAUCGACAUUUUUGUUGGGAGUUUUGUACGACGAAAUCGACCUUGUUGUGGGAGUAUUGUGUUACUGUGAAAAACACAAAUACAUAAUUGAAGAAAAACGAAGACAAAAAUCUAAUUUGUGAACUAUUUGCUGUUUUAUAGAUUUUUUCAUGUAAAUUAUUCUAGUAUUUUUUGGUUUAUGUUGUAACUGUUGCAAAAGUUUUAAAUAUUUGUGAACCCGCCUGUAUGGUGACAAUGUAAUAUUGGUAACUUGCUGAGUUUUGUAAUAAUGUUUAUGGAGUAAAUAUACAAAUUAAAAUGAGAUUUUG
This is a messenger RNA of Ictalurus punctatus (channel catfish), 11727 nucleotides long. RefSeq names its product neurite extension and migration factor b (gene nexmifb). Gene Ontology annotation, cellular component: nucleus. Gene Ontology annotation, biological process: negative regulation of cell adhesion mediated by integrin; negative regulation of cell-matrix adhesion; negative regulation of neuron migration. The record is from RefSeq and is a predicted model, not a curated record. Bases 117 to 4247 code for a protein of 1376 amino acids. Lineage: Eukaryota; Metazoa; Chordata; Actinopteri; Siluriformes; Ictaluridae. The transcript is spliced from 3 exons.